Rodentolepis nana is the source of this 1794-nucleotide messenger RNA. The record is from the annotation of a GenBank genome assembly. Lineage: Eukaryota; Metazoa; Platyhelminthes; Cestoda; Cyclophyllidea; Hymenolepididae.
AUGGAAGAUAAAGCUUUUUGCUAUGCCAUGGCUAACAAUAUUAUAACAAGCAAUUCCAAAAAAAGCAGUUUUAAAAUUUAUGACAGAUCUCCCAGGCAGUGUCUACCUGAGUUCCCUUAUUUAGCCAUUUAUUAUCCCCUUUUUGGCAGAGAAAAGAUUGAUAUCCUGGCUGGUAGAAACCAGCUUACAGAAGCCCAUAUCUACAAAGAACAAUUGCAUCUCCAAACUGGGGAGUCGAAACCACUUUCUCCUAAAACAAAAUUAGUUGACAGCAUUCAAAACAUACGAACCAAAGUUAGCAUUGAACUGCAUGACGGACUAGAAACACGUGGUACUGUGUGUCAGCGUCCCAUUAACCAAUGGCUUGGCCCCAGCGUAGACAGCCGGACGGGGGAUAUAAAAGUGAAGCAAGAUCUUGAUCGGGAAACCCUCUGCCAAAAGCACAGACAAUGCUGUGGUGUUGUUGAUUGUAGGAUCAAUGUGAACGUUGUUGUUAUUGAAACUCGCUCUAAAUCCUAUUGGAUUUCCCUUAAGUUGGUGGUCAAGGUUAAUGAUGUGAAUGAUAAUCGACCGUCUUUCUCCAGUGAUACUCAACGGGUGACUAUUCCAGAAAAUUCAGAAGUUGGAAAACUUAUAGGCCUACGACCAGCCGUAGAUUCUGAUGUUGAUCCACGGAACCAAAUAACGAGGUAUCAAUGGUCUGAACCGACAGAUACUUUCAGUCUAGACCAAUCCAAUCUUCCAGCUAUUCGACUGCGUUUAAAUGCACCAAUUGAUCGAGAAUUACGAGCUAAUUACUCUGGUAUUUUGUCUGCAUGCGAUAUUGAUUAUUGUACUUCAAUUGAAGUCCUGAUUGAGAUUGAAGAUGUGAACGAUAACUUCCCUACAUUCCCUAAUCGGCGAUAUCAAUUUACAGCUUUGGAAUCUUUCCCCCCUGGAAAUACAAUACUCAAAUUGAAUGCCUCUGAUGCAGAUUCAGGGGAAAAUGCCCGGAUAUUUUACUCUUUCCAUGAACUAGUUGAUCUAGAUCUUAUAGAUACUUUCGAAAUCGUCCCCAAUACUGGUGAAAUCAGGUUGCGUCGACCAUUGGAUGCUAAGAUUCGUGGGUAUUACAAUUUCAAGGUUGUUGCUUGCAAUACUGUGGCUACUGAAUGUACAGGAUACCCGGCCUCAAAUGUUGAAGUUCAGAUUGAUGUUAAGGAUGCCAAUGAUAAUCGACCUAUCAUUGAGAUUGUCCCCUCUGGAGAGAUGAGUAAAUUUCCUGAUGACCUCGUAGUACAAGAAAACGCCCCUCCCGGCCAAAUUGCUGUGGUCAGAGUUGAGGACGCUGAUAUUGGUGAAAAUGCUCGUACUUCUUGUGAUUUGGAUAGCCAGUCAGCCUUUGAAUUGACUCACAGUGCUCAAGAUUUGUAUUCCCUUCGAACCAUUAGAUCCUUUGAUUAUGAACAGGAGACACAAGUCACAACGACAAUUAGAUGUCAUGACUAUGGCAUCCCGCGAUUAAAUUCCACGCGAACAAUAAAUCUACGGAUUCAGGAUGUGAACGAAUAUCCACCAGAGUUUCCAAUGAGAGUUUACUCCGCCACAGUCAUGGAGAAUUCGCCUCCUGGUGUUGAAAUUACCAGUCUAGCAGCGGUGGAUAGGGAUGGUCAAGCAGAGCUGCAAUACACUUUAGCCCCUCCGCCUUUACAAGAAGGUGGAAGUAAGGACGUUAAUAAGCAUUUCAACCUCGACCCCAAAUCCGGAGUUCUUAGAACCAGUGGAGUGAGUUGUUCUCUUUGCUCUCUUCCAUAA